Molecule: messenger RNA, 2113 nt
Organism: Penaeus monodon (black tiger shrimp)
Lineage: Eukaryota; Metazoa; Arthropoda; Malacostraca; Decapoda; Penaeidae
Product: putative mediator of RNA polymerase II transcription subunit 26
Exons: 2
Coding region: 602-1927 (441 amino acids)
Cellular component (GO): extracellular matrix
Source: RefSeq, a predicted model, not a curated record
UUUCUGUGUCUGUGUGCUUUUUCCAUCAUUUUUUUCAGUGUUCCAUUCAAUUUCCCCCCUACUCUACUGGUUUAUCCAUUUCAUGAUUAUUGCAAAUAUCUGAAUAAGAAAUGGACCAAAAGAAAAAAAAGAAACGAUAACAAAAACUAGAUAGAUAAAAAUCAAAACGAAAAAAAAUGGUCAUCUAAUAUAUUGGGAGAAAAUCCUAUCUGGCACCCUCUUCCAGCUUGCUCCUAUAAAAUAGCGACGCAUCAAUUUCCUAACACAUUCAUCAUGAAGGUGAGUUUGUAAAGCCAUAUGAAGCUGUUGCUGUGUUUGUACUCUUUUUAUUCCUACUGUCAUAUUACCGCCUUCUUUAGUGUUUCUUUUGUGCGUUUCUUUGAUCUCUUUUUUGUUAUAUGCUUAAUAAAAUACAUAAAUGUGUUUAUAGUGUCAGUAAUUCCAAAUAAACAGAUAUGUAUCACUUGAUUACAUAUAGGUAAACUCUACUUUUCAUUCUUAGUACCUUCAUAUUAGAUUUUGAUUUCAGAUAAUUGUAAGAAUGCCAAGCUGUUUAUCUUGUAGUCGGGAAAUUCAGUAAGAAAUAUUCUCCGUGCCCAGUAUGAUGAACAGUCCCUUUCCAUUCCAGGCGGUGGUCGUGCUGGUUGCAUCGUUGGUGGUGGUUGUCUCGGGGCAGGAGGUGGACCUCGACCUCUCCCGCGGGCCCGCUGACGCAGACAGCAGCAUCCAGCUUGACUCCCGAGGUGGCGUUGCGACUUUCCAGGGGGCUUUCCCGAAGGAGGGUCUUCUGGCCGUUCACGAGAGGCUGACGGAGAGCUACGAGAACGAGGCAGAGGAAGCGAGAAGGAUCUUCGAUGAGACACAAGAACCGGUAGAGCAGGUGACGCCCUACCAGUGGGCAUACGAGGUCCACGCAGCGUCCACGGGCGAUCAGAAGAGCCAGGUGGAGCGCCGCGAGGAGGACGGGGUGGUGCGAGGCUCUUACUCCCUGGUGGAACCCGACGGCUCCCGCAGGACCGUCACCUAUGUUGCCCAUCCCGAAGAAGGCUUCCAAGCAACCGUGCAAACUGAGACCAGCGCGCAGGGCCUUUCCCUCCAGAACCCCGUUUCAGACGCUUCGCAGAAUUCCUUCCAUGUUGCCCCGACGCAACAGCAAGGUUAUUCUGUUUCUCAGUACCAUGGCGGCAGCCGGCACCUGGGACACCUGCAGCAGAUUAAUAACAGGCAACAACAGCUUGGUAACCAAAGACCAUUCUCAAACGUAUUCCAACAGCAACAGUUCAACGGACUCGGUAAACAAGAAUUGAUAUACAAUGCACAGCAGCAGCAAAACUAUGGCAGAUUGCACCUGCAGUCCCCAAGGCAGCCUCCGUUUAUUAACCAGGUGCAAUACGCAAAUCAAGGACAAGGUCAGCUCAAUAAUCAGAACCAAUAUGUACUGCAGCAACAACGGUUAAGGCAGCAGCAACAGCUUCUGAAUCAACAAAGGCUGCAACAACAACAGUUUCUGAAUCAGCAAAGGCUGCAACAACAGCAACAGUUUCUGAAUCAGCAGCGGCUACAACAGCAACAACAGUUCCUGAGUCAACAACGACUGCAACAGCAGCAGCAGUAUAACCAACAGCUGCAACAGCAGUAUGAAAGACGCAGGUCACAGAUAAUCAAACUGCAGCCAAAGAUUGGUACACUUCCCCCGAUAUUCGGUCACCAGCAUCAGCAUGGCGGACAACAGCAGCACUUCUCACAACAGCAACAGCAGUACUUUACACAGCAGCGACAGCCAUUCAUCGGGCAGCAGCCGAGAUUCAGGUCUCAUCAGGCCGCUGCCUCGAGUUCAGCACAAAAUAGACAGCUCUUCCAGGGUUCGGGUAACGACCCAGUGGAAUACGCCGUGGUGCCCGUCACGCUCCAUCGUAUUAAUCAGUAACUUCGGCUUCUCCCUCGUUCUGUUCCGUAUUCUCCGCAUUUCCGGACUCUUCUGUGGCACUCGGAAAGAGAAUCCAAGAGCUACGGUACGAAAACGGUUUGUCGGCGCACUCAUGACCAGCAGGUCGCCUUUUUUGUCCAGCAUGAUGAAAAGAAAAAAUGGUUAUAAAGAGUGGUUAUCAGGGUU